This is a messenger RNA of Humulus lupulus (European hop), 1985 nucleotides long. Its product is annotated as protein NEN1-like. The transcript has 6 exons. Lineage: Eukaryota; Viridiplantae; Streptophyta; Magnoliopsida; Rosales; Cannabaceae. Gene Ontology annotation, molecular function: nucleic acid binding; 3'-5' exonuclease activity. The coding region runs from base 168 to 1709 and encodes 513 amino acids. The record is from RefSeq and is a predicted model, not a curated record.
CACCUAAACGCUUUGUCGUUUAAUAUAUAUACACCUACUUGGCGCGUUUUUUUCUAUGUCGUCGUCGUCUUCUUCCUCUUCUACUAGUAAGCUUCAAUCUCUGUGAGAAUCUCUCCUCAAAUCCUCUCUCUGUGAUUCUAUAUAUAUUAUACGGUAUAUACUUGAAAAUGGGUUCGAGCGAAGAUCGGUAUGAGAUUGCAUUUUUCGACGUGGAAACGACUGUUCCGACCCGACCCGGCGUGGGCUUCGCCAUUUUGGAAUUUGGGUCUAUACUGGUUUGCCCUAGGAGGCUGGAGGAGCUGGAGAAUUACUCCACUCUGGUCCGACCUUCCGACCUUUCCCUCAUUUCCUCCUUGUCCGUACGCUGCAACGGCAUUACCCGUGACGCCGUCGUCGCCGCCCCAACUUUCAGUGACAUUGCUGAUAGGGUCUACGACAUUCUCCAUGGACGGAUAUGGGCAGGACACAAUAUACUGAGAUUUGAUUGUCCUCGGAUUCGGGAGGCAUACGCCGAAAUUGGUAGACCAGCACCAGAGCCUAAGGGUACAAUUGAUUCAUUGGCUUUGUUGACUCAAAAGUUUGGACGGAGAGCUGGUGACAUGAAGAUGGCCACCCUUGCAACAUAUUUUGGGCUUGGGCAGCAGACACAUAGGAGUUUGGAUGAUGUUCGGAUGAAUCUUGAAGUUCUAAAAUACUGUGCAACAGUUUUGUUCCUGGAGUCAAGCCUACCAGAUAUAUUUACCACAAAUAGUUGGAUUUCUCCAAAUGCUAUAACAAGAAGUCGUACCAGUAAUGGAAAAUCGUCUCCUGAGGGGACAAGCUUAAACGACAAUGUACCCUCAGCAAGUUUAAAUAAUGGAAAUAGGUCAACAUUAUCUUCUACAAAUCAAAUAAUGAUUGAGAAUCACCCAAUAUCAUCUUUUGUGGCUCCUAACAGAGAGGUCUAUAAUAUGGUUGAAUCUAAUCCACCUCAACCAGAUCCUUUUAAUAUGGCUCAACUUACAAGUGGAAUUAUGAUAGAGUCCCACUCCCACCAGACAGACAUUAACGUGGACGAGAGAUCCAUUUCGGUCUCUUCUGAUUUGUCAUCAAUUGCUGCUGUAAAUCACUGUAACAACACCUGUGGGGAAUUUAUUGAGCCUGAUGCAGUUUCUAUCCCUUUUAUCAGUGCAUGCUUUGUUCCAUUGUUUCGCGGGAGUAAGAAGAUCAAGUUGCUGCACAGAGAUAACACUUUGCAGCUUCGAUGUCCUCGUCUGAAAGUGCGUUUUGGAAUAAGUGCAAAGUUUGUUGAUCAUGCUGGACGGCCUAGAUUGAAUUUUGUUGUUGACGCAUCACCAAGUUUGUGGAGGGUUCUUGAUUCGUGCAAUGACAUUGUCCAAAAGAUGACUGUGGAAUCUGAGAGCAGCUCCGAAUGGAGACCUGUUGUGACUCGAAAAAUGGGCUUCUACAACUACCCAACAGUCAGAUUGCACAUACCAACCGCAGUAUGCGGAGAGAUUGCCAUAUAUGCCACAGAGAUCUAUCAAAAGGAAAGUAGUGGGUCUGUUCACAGGCUGGUAUUUAGUAAAUUUGAUGCUGCAGAGCUCAAUUCCUUGCUCCCUCCUGGAACCUUCGUCGAUGCAUUUUUCUCCUUAGAUCCAUAUGACUAUCAGCAGAAUGCAGGCAUUCGCUUGGUGGCCAAGAAAUUGAUCAUCCAUUCGAUUGAUUAAAGAGACGUGAACAAAAUCUGUGAUAUUUAUUUAGCAGGAUUAAUGAUUGUGCAAAACUUACAUCACGUGGACUGAUGCAAUGCAAGGGUUGUCUUUUUUUAUUUUUUUAUUUUCUUUUUAUAUAUAUAUAUUUAUUUAUUUUGUUCAUGCUAAUUACGUAGGGAUGGAAAAAGGGUACUGGUGGUUGAAAGAUGUAAUUUGGGAUUUAAUGUAUAUUCAUGUUGAUAAUUGAUCUUUUUCCUCAGUUUUAUAUAAUAAAUCAUUCAAUUAUUUUCU